AUGACUACGGCCGCUCUUCAGCAGAGCGGCGUGAUCCUCAGCGCUUUCCACUUCAGCGCCGCGAUCGCCGCCUGCGACAGGCUGCGGCUUUGGGAACGCGCCCUGGGGCUCCUUCCGCGGAUGGCCUCCAUGCGCCUGGAGCCGAACAUAGUCUGCUGCAACGCCGCCCUGCAGGCUGCGGAGCGCGGCAGCGCCUGGCCCAACGUCCUGGAAGCCCUGAGCCCACUGCGCGCACGGGGGCUGUUGCCCGACGCCAUAAGCCUGAACACCGCCCUGAGCGCAUGCAGACGAGUGCGCGCCUGGCGCCACGCGCUAUGCCUCAGUUCCAAGAAGUUCGCAGAGAACCAGAUCGUCACCAGCACUUGUGCCAGUGUUUGUGAGAGUGCCGGACGCUGGAAUGCAGCUCUGGAAACCUUUGCCGCCUUGAGCUGGUUACACGUGCAGCUUGAUCAGAUCACUCGCAACAGCCUCCUGGGCACUUGGGGCUCCUGGCGCGGCGCGGUCUUCGCGGCCUACUGGGCCAUGGACACUUACGGCUACAACAUUUUGGCCAGCUCCUGCGAAAAGUCAUCAGCCUGGUGGCAAGCAUGCGCUCUGAUUGGCAGAAUGCGAGCGCGACAGACGAGGACCGACAUUGUCACCUGGAACACGGUGAUCGCCAGCGAGAGCGGCUGGCGACUUUCCUUGGCCAUGGUGCAUGCCAGUGGCCACAGCUUCAGCAGCCGCACCUUCAGCAGCAGCUGCGGAGCCUGCGCCCGGGAAUCGAAGGCCUGGCGCCAGUCCCUGCAGUGGCUGCUGGCCAGCGUCAGGUCCUGCGGCGAAUCCGAAAUGGGCUGUGGCGCAAGCAUCAGCGCAUGUGAGCGAGGCCGCCGCUGGCGUGAGGCGUCGCUGCUGGUGUGCAGGAUGCCUUUGCGAAGGCUAACCGCGUCUACACAGGCGGCGAAUGCCGCCAUCAGCGCCUUUGCACGGUGUGGCCGCUGGCGGCUUGCUGCCCAGCGAUUGGGGGAGAGCAUGUGGCGGCGCCUGGCACCCGAGGAGGCAGCAAUGCGGCCAUCACAGCCUGCGAGAAGGCUGGAGGGCUUUGGCCGCAGAGCUUAG
Messenger RNA from Effrenium voratum, 1098 nucleotides. The record is from the annotation of a GenBank genome assembly. NCBI's taxonomy places the organism in Eukaryota, Dinophyceae, Suessiales, Symbiodiniaceae.